CGGCCCCGGCUCGCAGCCGCUCUCCAGGCGCCAGCUCCCUCUCGUCGCCGCCGCGACGCGGCAAAGGAUGGCUCGGCAGCCCCGGGGCUUUCUGCAGGAGGCCUCUCACCAAGUCGUCGCCGGAGGCUCGGCGGUUUCAGUAUAAGAAGAUGUGUGAGGAUACCUUGUGUUUCUCUAUUGCUUCUUUGCUUCAGACCUGGUAAAAAAAAUUGGACAUUGAGAAAAGGUCUUGUAGAAAUUUGCCUGAUGCAUCCCCUUGAUGUAGUGAAAACAAGGUUCCAAAUUCAAAGAGGGAAAACUGAUCCAACCAGUUACAAGAGCCUGGGGGACUGUUUUAGGACUAUUUUCCAACGAGAAGGAUUACUUGGCUUCUACAAAGGAAUACUUCCUCCCGUUUUGGCUGAGACACCCAAAAGGGCAGUGAAGUUUUUUACCUUUGAACAAUACAAGAAGCUUCUGGGAUAUGUGUCAUUGCCACCAGGACUGGCAUUUGCAGUUGCUGGCUUGGGAUCUGGGUUGACAGAGGCAGUCGUGGUUAACCCAUUUGAAGUAGUGAAGGUUACCUUACAGACCAAUCAGAAUGCUUUCACAGAGCAACCAUCUAGCUUUGUUCAAGCUCAGCAGAUCAUUAAAACUGGUGGUCUGGGCUUCCAAGGACUCAACAAAGGCCUCACUGCAACACUGGGCCGUCACGGAGUUUUUAACAUGGUUUACUUUGGAUUCUACUUCAAUGUGAAAAACAUCCUACCAGUCAAUAAAGAUCCAAAUUUGGAGUUUUUGAGGAAAUUUGGAAUCGGGCUAGUCUCAGGAACAAUAGCCUCAAUUAUUAACAUUCCUUUUGAUGUUGCAAAAAGUAGGAUUCAAGGACCACAGCCAGUUCCUGGAGAGAUCAAGUACAGAACCUGUUUUAAAACUAUGGCAACAGUCUAUAAAGAGGAAGGAUUUCUGGCUCUGUACAAAGGCUUGCUUCCCAAGAUUAUGAGGCUCGGUCCAGGUGGUGCAGUGAUGCUUUUGGUUUACGAAUACGUUUAUGCAUGGCUUCAGGACACAGUCAAUCACAAGGAACACAUCUGAAAAAAAUGUAUUCUUUAAAAUUGCAUGCAUUCUAAAAUACACUGUAAUAAAGCAAAAGUGAUUCUUA
Serinus canaria (Common canary) is the source of this 1141-nucleotide messenger RNA. It is a transcript of the gene SLC25A21, whose product is annotated as solute carrier family 25 member 21. Gene Ontology annotation, biological process: transmembrane transport. The coding region runs from base 247 to 1074 and encodes 275 amino acids. NCBI's taxonomy places the organism in Eukaryota, Metazoa, Chordata, Aves, Passeriformes, Fringillidae. The transcript is spliced from 11 exons. The record is from RefSeq and is a predicted model, not a curated record.